CGUGGACGGAGAGUGUCUGGAAAAGACGGGCCGCUUCUGCUUCGAAUUCGAAAGGCGCCCGCGCCGUUCAGAAUCCUCGGUGGUUCCUUUUCUUUACCUCGGGUGGUAAAAGAGGCGCCCGGAAGCGUCUUUGUGGCCGGAAGCUGCAGCUAUUGCGCCUCGGAGGGGCGGGGCUUCAGCGACGUGUCAAAGGGAAGAUGGAGGCUGGUGGAGGAGCUGGCUACAGCAAAGCCUUCAAACGGUCAGAGAGAAGUCUACAGAGGCUUUGGAGUUCAUGAAACGUGAUCUGACAGAAUUCACCCAGGUGGUCCAACAUGAUACAGCUUGCACCAUUGCUGCUACUGCCAGUGUGGUCAAAGAGAAGUUGGCUACGGAAAGCUCUUCGGGGGCAACGGAAAAAGUGAGAAAAGGACUCUCCAACUUCUUGGGUGUUAUUUCAGACACAUUUGCUCCCUCCCCAGAUAAGACCAUUGACUGUGAUGUCAUAACCCUGAUGGCAACUCCAUCUGGGACCACAGAGUUGUAUGACAGUGCCAAGGCUCGACUCUAUAGCCUCCAGUCUGACCCAGCCACUUACUGCAACGAAGCUGAUGGACCACCUGAGCUGUUUGAGGCCUGGCUUUUGCACUUCAGCUUGGAGGAGAAGAAAGGAGAGAUAUCUGAGUUGCUGGGAAACAGCCCGUCCAUCCGCUCCCUCUACUCCAAGAUGGUGCCUGUGGCCGUCUCCCACUCAGAAUUCUGGCAGCGGUACUUCUAUAAAGUCCACCAGCUGGAGCAGGAGGAGCUCCGGAGGGAGGCUCUGAAGCAGCGGGCAGAACACGGUGUUCACUCAGAGGAUCCAGGAUGGGAGGAAGAGGAGGAAGAACAAUUUCUUGGAUCCUCUUCCUCCUCCUCACAAGCUGUCAUCCAGGGAGAGGCUUCCCCCAUCUUGGCCGCAGAAGCCGUUCCGACACUGGAGGCCUCGGUGGAGAUGUGGGCCACGCUGAGCCCCACCCCGGUGGAGGCGACCCCCUCGGAAAGCAGCGAGAGCGUCUCUCUGGUGACUCGGAUCACAAACCCCACCGCUGGGCCUGCCUCCCCCUUACGGACUGGAGCCCCACUUGCAGGAGCUGAGCGGGACGAUUCUCCGAAGCCGCAGGAAGCCAGCAGAGAGGAGCAGGGAAGCUCCUUGGCUAACGCAGGGGAGCUUCUGCAGCCUUCUCCACCUCCCCAGGAGGCCACGGCCUCUUCAGAGCAGCCUAAGCAGCGCCCAGAAAGCAAGUCGGCCAGCAGGACGGAGACUCCGCGAGAGGAGGCGCCUCUGGACUUGCGGCUCUUUGAGCUCAACUCGGACAGCGGGAAGUCCACACCAUCCAAUCACGGGAAGAAAGGCUCGAGCACAGAUAUAAGUGAGGACUGGGAAAAGGACUUUGACCUGGACAUGACAGAAGAAGAGGUUCAGCUGGCACUUGCCAAAGUAGAUAUUUCUGCGACGGAGAUGGAGGACGAAGAAUGGGAGAACUGGGAAUAACGAGGGCCUUUGCUCUCCCUGGGCUCCUUGGACUCAGCCUUGCCCCCACCCCCCCCACCCCCAGACCACCCAGUGUGAAUUAAAUCACAGACCAAUUGGUUCCUUUCUCUCCUGUAAAAGUGUUUUGGACUGGCUACACCUCAUCUCUGCGCAAGUCCUCCUUGGGAACUUGAACUGGAACCCUGGCUCAGAUCCCGAUGGUGGCUAAGUUGUACAGAGGGGCUGAAGAGCAACAGCGUCAAGGGUGCGUGUGCUGGGGGCCUCUGUCUCCCCCAAGCAGAACGGAUUUGAUUUCAUUCUCACUUCUUUUGGCAUUUUAGGGUGGAUUAGAAUGGGAUGGGAUGAAUUAUCCCGGUUUGAGUGAUCUUCAGAAAUAGUUGGGAUUAUUCUACAUGUCUCUUUUCAGUCUGAUAGCUUGCUAGCUAUGCCAUGUUACUGUAUGUGUCUUGAAACCCACACAACUUCUAGGGAUUUGCAGGAGCAAAUCUCUUUGCUUACCUGUGUGAACUCCAGUCUUAAGAAGACGCUCCGAGGCAUUUCUGGACCCUACAGACCCCUCUCCCAGCUCAUAGUGCCUGGUUUGGAAUUACCUUUUGCAUAAAUGAACCCAUCUCUCUUCAUGUAUCCCCAAAUGUAAGCUGGUCCAUUUUUCCUGGGAAGUGAAGCAUUUUUUUCAAAUGAAAUUAUUGUUCCGAGGGCUUCCUCAUUAUGUAAUCCCACAGAGUAUCUUGCAUAAGUUCCAGUUAUGGAGGGGGAAAGAGGCACAUUCCUCCUGGGUUGUCACAAUCAUGGCUAAGAUCUCUUUGAAAGGGCCCCAAUUUUUUUGGGGGGGGGGUUUUGCACAUCCCUUGAGCCAGUGCUCUACAGUGUUGCUUGGACUGAAGUAUCCCUUGCCUCAUUAAGAAGAGGCACCCUAGAUUUUCCCGGAAGCAUCUUCAUUUGCCAAAGCUUCAUAACCGUCUGUCUUCCCCUUGCAUUGAUCCUCUUCCAUAGACAGAAAUGCUUGGGAAGCAACAUGCUUGGGUGAGAGUUUGAGUGCUCCACUUCCUUAUCCAUCUUCUCUCUAAAUAAUCUGUACAGGCAUCUUCUCUUUUUUUUUUAGGGAAAAUGGGGGGGCAGAGUGAUGCACCCCCCUUUUGAUCUGCUUGAUUUAGUUGUUGCUGCAUUGCAGUGGAGUCUGACUAUAAUUAAGUCUCACUUUAGAAUUCAUCAUGCUUUUUUUAAAAAAUGGGUCCAAAAGGCAGAUUUAUCUUCUGGAAGUACAAUACACCAAGAGGUCUUUCUCGACACACCCAACUGAAUUUGAAUGGAACCGAUGCCGGCUCAUUGAAGUGGGUCUGAAGCCAACACCUCUCCCUGGUGGGACAAGAUCCCUGGUUUAACUCGUCUGGGAAGGAUUCAGACUGGAGCCAUCCCCCUCCUUUUGACCCCAGUGCAUCUGCAUGACAGCAGCAGCCAGUAACCCUGACAGCUGCUCUGACCGGGCCGUCUCUCCCUCCCGCGGUGCAGCGUUCAGAGGGGUUCCCAGAGGGCCAGAGAGGGAGGGAGGAGUUGCCGCUGCUCCUCUCUUUCCUCUUUCUUGUUAUAAGCAGCAGCUGAGGGAGGAAACCCCUUGAGAAGGAGACUCGGUGUGCAGGGUUGAGAAGGGGAACAUGGUGCCUGUGGAAGUUGUUUGGUCUCGGAGUCACUGAGGUGUUUCUGAUAAGGUAAAAGACUGGCUUUUGGGGCUCCCCUGUGCCACCAGAUCAUGAAAAUCAGCAUGUGUCUGAAGGACAAUUGACUUAGGAGUCAUCCCUGAAACUAGAAGAAAUUAAAGAGGAAGAGAGAUUUCCAAAUUGGUCAUCUGUGGGAAAUGUGAGCAAGGAUGUGAUUCGGCCAGUGGAAAGCGACUUCCUCUGCAUGCAGGUGGCCCUGUGAAAUUGAAGGAGUGUGGAUAGAUGUGUGACAAUCCAUGAACAUGGCUUAAUCUGAAGAGCUGCUAGCCGCUGUGAUUGAAAAUGACAGCUGGGCUACUUAGCCAACUAAAUGAAGGCUUGCAGUUCUGGAAUAAUUUAGUGCUUAAAGAUGAAGAUACUUGCAUUGUACUAGGGCCAGUUUCAUCACUCCUGGGAAAGCUGCUCUUUGGAUAUAUCAGACUAAGCUUUCUGGAUCAGGAGAAUAUUUGUCUUGAACUCUGGUGAUUUCUCCUAAAGGGCUGAGCAACCUCUAGUGAGGGUGUAAAAUGCAUAAAGAGGCCCAUCUGGACCAGGCCUCAUUACUGGAUGGUUCAGAUUCUAGAACAGCUGAUAGGUGAAUAUGUGAGGAAGAUGGUCCUUGGAAAAGCACCCCUCCUUCCUCGGCUCUAAGGGUUUGUGGUGAUGGGACAGAAUAGGGUAGCCUAGAGCAGCGCUUCCCCACCUUAGCAACUUUUAAGGUUUGUGGGCUGGCUCCCUUUGAUGAGACGGACAGCCCGAGAUGCUUUGCCAUCCACAGGAAGGGCUCCCCAUUUGUGGCAAGUUGCCAAGGUUAAGAAACGUUGCUCCAGAGUCCAGUCUUGGUGCCGGGAGACAUCCGGGGGCUCCAGUUUCACCAUAAGUACUUUGUUUUCUUUUUCUUGGUUGUGCAAUAUUAUCUCACGUUUAAAUUAUAUGGCAUCUCCCUGGACUGUUCUCUAGCUGGGGUGAACAAGUGACACUAACAGCUGUUAGUUUUGUAAUUAUGACUUUGCCUUUUACAGAUUUGCCAUUAAUGGCAAUUAAAGGAGUUCUACAGAAACAA
Crotalus tigris (Tiger rattlesnake) is the source of this 4267-nucleotide messenger RNA. RefSeq names its product BSD domain containing 1 (gene BSDC1). The transcript is spliced from 11 exons. The coding region runs from base 275 to 1510 and encodes 411 amino acids. Lineage: Eukaryota; Metazoa; Chordata; Lepidosauria; Squamata; Viperidae. The record is from RefSeq and is a predicted model, not a curated record. Gene Ontology annotation, cellular component: cytoplasm.